Messenger RNA from Phytomonas sp. EM1, 3783 nucleotides. The record is from the annotation of a GenBank genome assembly. Lineage: Eukaryota; Euglenozoa; Kinetoplastea; Trypanosomatida; Trypanosomatidae.
GCAUUCCUUUCUCAUAGGGUUAGUGAGUUUAUAAAAAAAAAAAUUAACUUAUUUUUUAGUUAUUCUUAACUGUGAGAUGAACCGAAAUACAAGUUCUACAGGCAAGCCAGCUCCCUCAACGGGAGCUAUGGAUUCUGCAAAGCAGCGCGCCCGACAGGCGGUGUGUGCCCUUCAGUUCUAUGACUACCAAACUGCUCGAAAGGAGAUCUUAGCUGCGAUUCAGUUACUGGAUGGAUCUCAGAGCGUAAUCAAAUCUUAAAUAUUCAUCUUCCAUUCCCCUUUCUAAGACCCGCAUGCAAAGAAAAAGAAGAAGAGGAUGUUUGUCAUAUGUCGAGAUGGCAUUUUGUAUCACUGCGCAUUUUAUAAGCCCUUCCCAUACGUUAGGGUGUAAGUCAAACGGUAGAACCCUUGAUUUUUUACAAAGAAUAUGGUGAGGGACAAUUGUCCGAAGUAUGAGAAAUGAUUUGUAUACUUCUAACGUUAUUUUUUUUCAAAAAUAUUAAUAGGAAAUCAUUUUGGAGGUGUUGGGUUUGGAAUUCGCCAACGAUAUAUGAAUCUCGAAAGACCAGGAAGGUGUGCUGGUGCUCUCCAUUUGCUGGAAUUUAUGGUGAAGCAUACCCAUUGUGGCGAAUGACUCUGGACGGCUUUAGAUUGUCUUCACGCCUUAUUGGUGGGGUGCUGGAGGGCAUCGCUUUUUUGUUCCAAGAUACGAGGUGUCUUUCUUUCUCCUAUUCCCCACCUCGUACGGGAUAGGGACUUACCGGAGACGCCUAGCCGUGCCCUCCCCCCCCCCCCCCUUUAUCCGUGGGAGUAUUCUUAGUUAAAGUACAGGACAAAAAGACCAUCAAAUAUAAAUUUGGAAUAGCCCAAUGGAUAUGAAUUAUCAGGUUGCGCACAAGUUGAGAUCCUUCUUCUAUCAAGGGUUAAUGGGGGCAAACUGAUAUGGAUUUUUUUUUGCGUGUUGAUUGCAUAAAGAAAACGAAAUUCAACUAGAAACGCUAUAUGAAUGGUUUUCUAAUGAUGUCUAACCAGGAUUCGUUGCGCCUUCUUCAGAAUCCGAACUCAACCUCCAUUUUGGAUGCACUUAUAUCGCGUUACUGUUGUUAUUCUUGUCAACCUUUUACUAUAGCAUCUAUUUUUGUAUGUAACGGUAAAACUACUUAUCCAUACAUACAUUCACACAAACAUAUCUAUAUAUCUUAUUUGUUAUAUAUUAGGCAUAUACUAGUUUUAUUAGCCAUGUUGAUCGGUUUAUUGCUAUAUGGUUUGCUGUUUUUCGGGUUGCCGUUUGUGGUAUUACGCUUUUUUGUAAACCGGCAUCUGCCCCAGCCGGCAUCUCCUCCACGCUCGCAUGGUGAUGUCAGCGAUGCACUAACUAACAGUUCUCUCGGCAAGUCAUCCGCGCAGGAGGAUUCAACGGCACCACGUCGCAGGACUUUUGACAAAGACGAAAGAAUUGGGGCUAAUAACACGAGUAACACUGAGAAGAAGGACUUGACACCCAAGGUGGUGAUCGCGUACGCGACGUACUCACAGAGUUCGUUGAUUCUCGCACAUAAACUGCUCAACUUCUUGACGAACAUCCUUCAGGAGCAGGAUUCGUACAGCAAAUCGACCUGCGCGUGCGCUUCAAACGGGGAGAGUAGCCUUUCGGGCGGGUGUGCGUGCAGCUCCGGGCGAGCACGAGGUGAAACGAAGCCCUCAUCCAACGGCAAAGAAGGGGCUUCAUCCUCUUCGCUUCCUAACAGCUUGUCGUGCGGCUGCGCGAGGAGGCGGGUAGCGCCGAUCGUGAAGGUUCUGGAGCUCGCGGAGGAUCCCGUUAGCGGCGACUCGGCCGGGUCGGGCAAUCGAACAGGCGGCCUCACCACGUUUGGCGUGGAUAUGCUGCUCGAGGACCCUUCUUACGUCUUAAACAUCUUCAUUGUGAGCACCUUCAGCGAAGGGAAGGCGCCCCCGCGCUCCCAGGCCUUCGAGAUCAUCCUCAAAGACGCCUUUGAGGAUCACCGCAUCCCGCGUGACGCGCUCGCGCGGAAGCGCUUCGCCGUCUUCGGCCUCGGCGAUUUAGCCUACGGGGCGAAUCACUUCAACGCCUUCGCGAAGCACCUCCACGAGUGGUGCCGCGGCCUCGGCGCCCCCUCCUUUGUCGUCCCCCCGGUCUACGCCAGCCAAUUCAACACCGCGAGUCUCUUCCAGAUGUUCACCCUCACCCUCGAGCGGUGGGUGCGGCGGACGACCUUCUACGACGAUUAUUCCAUCCACAGCGAACGACGGGGGGGGGCGAAGCGGGCGAUCGCGCCAGGCGGUUCACGCUCGGUGAGCAGCGCCCGCAGCUCCCGCGCCCCGAGCGAGGCCGCGGUUGAUUUCAGCAGCGACGAGGAGGGCGAAGGCGCCCAAACGGGCGACGCCGAGGCGGUCGAUGAUGUGGAGGAUCUCGUUUCGGAGGCCGCCGUGGCGCCCGUGGACCCGGACGCCCCUCCGCCCCCGUUGUUGUAUCCCAAACUCGAGCAAAACCUCACAAAGCAGGGUUACCGCCUGGUGGGGUCGCACUCCGCUGUGAAGCUUUGCCGCUGGACGAAGUCCAUGCUGCGUGGUCGCGGGGGGUGUUACAAGCACACUUUUUACAACAUCAACUCCUCCCAGUGCAUGGAGAUGACGCCGAGUUUGGCGUGCGCGAAUAAAUGUGUGUUUUGCUGGCGUCAUCACACGAACCCGGUUUCGCGGAGUUUUCGUUGGCGGCAGGACCCGCCGGAGCGGUUAAUCGCCGGGGGGAUGGCCGCGCAUUAUCAGAUGAUUAAGCAGAUGCGAGGGGUGCCCGGGGUGACGCCGGAGCGGCUCGCCGCCGCGAUGGAGAUCCGCCACUGCGCGCUCUCCCUCGUCGGGGAGCCGAUUAUGUAUCCUCAGAUCAACGCCUUCUGCGGGCUCCUGCACGCGCGGCGGAUCUCCUCCUUUAUGGUCACCAACGCGCAAUUCCCGGAGCAGCUUCGCGAGCUCCGCCCGGUCACGCAGCUUUACCUCUCCGUCGACGCCGCGACGCCGGAGGAGCUGCGGCGGAUCGACCGCCCGCUCUUCGAGGAUUACUGGGAGCGCUGCCUCGCCUGUGUGGCGGAGCUCCGGCGAAAACGCCAGCGCACCGUCUUUCGCCUGACCUUGGUGAACGCGUACAACAGUGAGAAUGUGGUGGGGUACGCGGACCUCGUGGAGCGCGCGUGGCCGGAUUUCAUCGAGGUGAAAGGGGUCACCUAUUGCGGCACGAGCCCCACGAGUACGCUGACGAUGAAGGAGAACGUCCCGCGGCAUGAGGAGGUGAUCGCGUUCUGCGAGAAGCUCUGCGAGGAGCUCGCGCGGCGACGACCUGGGUACGUCGCGACGACGAUGGUCGGGGCCGAAAGGGCGGAAGGAAAAGCGGAGGAGGAGGAGGAGGACGGAGAGGAUCCGGAGGCCGUCUUGCUCCCCCCAGGGGCCGCCUCGCGGCCCUACCACAUCGCCUGCGAGCACGAGCACAGCUGCUGCGUUCUCAUCGCGCUCGAUAAGUUCUACUUCAACCGUCGCUGGCAUACGUGGAUUGACUACGACCGCUUUCACGACCUCGUCGCGGCCGCGGAGGCGCGGCGGAAGGCCCUCCCGGAAGGGGAGGAGGAUGAGGAGACCUUCACCUCGCUCGACUACGCCGCGCCGACGCCGUUGUGGGCGACGUACCGGUCGAAGGAAAAGGGAUUCGAUCCGGAGCAAACGCGAGUCAUUCGGAAAAACGGAAGGCCCGGCGCCGUCACCUCGGGAUGCUAA